Eubalaena glacialis (North Atlantic right whale) is the source of this 5129-nucleotide messenger RNA. RefSeq names its product EH domain binding protein 1 like 1 (gene EHBP1L1). Bases 243 to 4706 code for a protein of 1487 amino acids. The transcript is spliced from 19 exons. The record is from RefSeq and is a predicted model, not a curated record. Gene Ontology annotation, molecular function: protein binding. Lineage: Eukaryota; Metazoa; Chordata; Mammalia; Artiodactyla; Balaenidae.
UCAGCGCUCCAGCGACACGACGCGCCCCAGACGACCCCGCCGACGCAGCCAGACCACCUAGCGGGCCCCAGCGGCGGCGGCGGCAAGAGCGGCUCCGGGUCCCGCGCCUCGGACCCCUCCCCACGGACGGGGCGGGCGGCGCCGAUAGGAGCCCGGAGGCCAUGGGGACCUGGGCCAGGCCAGCGAUCGCGGGCCAGCGGGAGCCCCGGGUCUGAGGAACGGGCGGUGGAGGCGGCAGGGCCAUGACCUCGGUGUGGAAGCGCUUGCAGCGCGUGGGCAAGCGGGCCGCCAAGUUCCAGUUUGUGGCCUGUUACCACGAGCUGGUGGUGGAGUGCACCAAGAAAUGGCAACCGGAUAAGCUGGUGGUAGUGUGGACCCGGCGGAACCGACGCAUCUGCUCCAAGGCCCACAGCUGGCAGCCGGGCAUCCAGAACCCAUACCGGGGCACCGUGGUGUGGAUGGUACCUGAGAAUGUGGACAUCUCUGUGACCCUAUACAGGGACCCACACGUGGACCAGUACGAGGCCAAAGAGUGGACGUUUGUUAUUGAGAAUGAGUCCAAGGGGCAGCGGAAGGUGCUGGCCACGGCCGAGGUGGACCUGGCCCGCCAUGCGGGGCCUGUGCCUGCCCAAGCCCCACUGCGGCUGCGGCUGAAGCCCAAGUCGGUGAAGGUGGUGCAGGCCGAGCUGAGCCUCACUCUCUCUGGGGUGCUGCUGCGGGAGGGCCGCGCCACGGACGAUGACAUGCAGAGUCUUGCGAGCCUCAUGAGCAUGAAGCCUAGUGACGUGGGCAACUUGGAAGACUUUGCUGAGAGUGAUGAGGAGGAGGCUAAUGGUCCAGGGGGCCCGGAGGCGCGGGCUCGUGUCCUCCAGCCAGAUACUUCUCGGGAGCUGAAGACACUCUGUGAGGAGGAGGAAGAGGGCCGAUCUCGGCCCCGGCAGGCAGCUGCCAGCCCUUCUAGCGCCGAGGAUACCAGCCCAGCCCCUGUGAGUGCCCCUGCGCCCCCAGCCAGGGCCUGCCGGGGCCAGGGGUCAGAACCAGCUCCUGUAGCAGGGGGCCAGGUGGGGCCCAAGGCCCCAAGGCCCCCCGGAACCCCACCAGAGACAAGGUCCUCAAGACAGCCAGGCCAGGACGCGGCCCCCAGCCCGGCCCCUCGGCUCCGGAAAGGCUCUGAUGCCCCCUGGCCCCCAGUCCCUCAAGGGGGAGAUGAGGCCCCCAGCGCCUCAGGGGCUCCCCCAGCAGGCGUGAAUUCUGCUGUGGAGACCCAGGCCUGGGCAAGCCCUCAGAAAGGGAUAGCGGCCCAGGGAACCGGGCUGGGCCCAGGCACUGAGGACAGAGAUUCCAGCAACUCUUUGGAAGGGCAGAAACCCAAGGUUGAGGAGGGGGGCACUGGCGACAGGCCAGAGGCUAGUGGGGUGGACACUGAACAUGGGUCAGGAGUCAGAGAGGUGAACAGUAGGAGGUCAGAGGUCAGAGCUGGGGAGGCUGAAGAGAGUUUAGAAGUUGGUCAGGUGGAUGCUGAGCAGAGGUCAAAGGUGAGACACGUGGACACUAAGGGACCAGAGGCUACAGGGGUGACAUCUGAGGCAAGAUUCAAGGGAACUCCUGAGGCUCCUCCAAGAGGCUCUCAGGGGAGGACAGGGGUCAGGACCAGGGAAGAGGCUCCCGCCAUCCUGAGCCCACCCCCAGCAGAGCCGGCAGGGCAAUCCAGGCAUCUCAGUGACCUCAAGGGGGCCAGGGCUGCUGCGGGCCAGGAGAGAGAGGGUGCAGAGGUGAGGGGUGGAGCCCCUGGUGUUGGGGGGACAGGCCUGGAGCAGGGCCCCUCUGCUGGAGCAGCAAGUGCCAGGCCCCAGGUGAGUCAGUACCAGGGGGCCCCACCAGCAGCUGACCGGGGGGUGAUGUCCAGGGAUAUGAGGGUCUGGGAAGUAGAAACUGGCGAUUUGAGGGUCCUGGGAACAAAAACUGGGGUGACAGAGUCAGAGUUAUUGGGGACCCGGGAGACAGAAGUGGUGGGUGGGUCAGGGUUCCCCGAGAUAGAGACUGAGACAGCAGAAGUGGAGAUAUUGGGGACCCAGGAGACAGAGGCAGUGAGAUCAGGGGUCCUGGAGUCAGAGGCUGCUGAGAUGGCAGAGUCUGAGGAACUAGGGACCCAGACAACAGAAGUAAGGGUUUUAGAGGCCCCAGGGGCAGAGGCCGGGAUGGCAGAGUGUGAGGUACUGGGGACCCAGGAAACAGAGGCUGUGGGUACAGGAGUUCUGGGGACGAAGACUAGGAUGUCAGAGAUUGAGAUACUAGGCAUCCAGGAGAUAUCUGGGGGUUCACGGGUACUGAAGAUAGAAGCUGAGAUAGCAGAAUCUGAAAUAUUGGGGGCCCAGGAGACAGAGGUGGGGUGUUCAGGGGUCUCAGAGAUAAAAUCUAAGAUAACAGGGAUGCAGGAGACAGAGUUAGGGGGUUCUGAGGUCCCAGGGAUCGAGACUGAGACAGCAGAAGCUGAGAUACUGGAGACCCAGGAGAUGGCAGCUGGGGGUUCACGGGUCCCAGGGAUGGAGACUGAGACACUGGGGACCCAGGAGACAGAGGUAGGGGGUUCAGGGGCCCCAGGGACAGAGACUGAGACAUUGGGGACCCAGGAGACAGAGGUAGGGGGUUCAGGGGCCCCAGGGACAGAGACUGAGACAUUGGGGACCCAGGAGACAGAGGUGGAAGAUUCACAGUUCUCAGGGCCAGAGGCUAGAAUGGCAAAGGCUCAGGGUCUGGGGACUCAACAGACAGAAACUACAGUUUUAGAGGCUGAGAAGGCAAAGGCUAAGACUUCUGGGGUCCAGAAGGCAGAGACUGGACUCUGGGAGACCCUCAAAUAUGAGGCUUUAGGGGCCCCAGUCAUAAAGCAUGGAAUUUUAGGGUCCCAGGGAGCAGAGGCAGAAACUACAGUUUUGAGGGGCCAGGAGGUGGAGGCUGGGAUUUUGGGGGUUUCAGAGGCCAUGUCUGGGGUUUGGGGGGCCGAGGAAGCAGAGAUGGAGGUUUCAGGGGCUUCAGAGAACCAAUCUGGUAUUUUUGAGGCCCAGGAAGCAGAGGCUGGGGUCUCAGGAACCGAGAAGGGAAAAGAAGCUGAGGGAAACCUCCCAGAGGCCAGCCUGAUGGAGGCGCAGGUGGCCAGUGGGGCAGGGGCUGGGGUGCCCAGGCCCUCGGGGGCCUCUUCCCCAGAGGAGCCUGAAGAGGACAGGAGGCUGCCGGGCAGCCAGGCACUACCCGCCCCGGUCAGCUUCAGUCAGUCCCUGCUGGAGUGGUGCCAGGAAGUCACCGCCGGCUACCGUGGCGUCCGCAUCACCAACUUCACAACAUCCUGGCGCAACGGCUUGGCCUUCUGUGCCAUCCUGCACCGAUUCUACCCGGACAAGAUCGACUUUGCCUCCCUGGACCCACUCAACAUCAAACAGAACAACAAGCAGGCCUUUGAUGGCUUCGCGGCCCUGGGCGUGUCGCGGCUUCUGGAGCCGGCGGACAUGGUGCUGCUGUCGGUGCCCGACAAGCUCAUCGUCAUGACGUACCUGUGCCAGAUCCGCGCCUUCUGCACGGGGCAGGAGCUGCAGCUGGUGCAGCUGGAGGGCGGCGGCGGCGCCGGCACGUACCGCGUGGCCAGCGCCCAGUCGAGCCCGCCCGAUGAACUGGACGCCAGCGGCCUGGCGCAGCGGCUGCGCGAGCACCGGGCCGAGGCGUCCCAGGAGCCCCAGGAAGCCGUGACCCGCGCGGACGGGACGGCCCCCGAGGCGGCCUCCAAGGACCGCGGGGCCGAGGCCGUCCAGGAGGCGCGCUCCGCAGAGGCCCCGGCCGACGGCCCCGGAGCCCGGGCGUCCGUGCCCCCGACAGAGGGGCUGGUGAACGGGAUGGAGGCGCCGGGCGCCGCGGGCGGCGUGAGGCUGCGGCGGCCGUCGGUCAACGCGGAGGCUGGGCCCGUGCCCCCGCCCCGAGCGCACGGCUCCUUCUCCCACGUGCGCGACGCUGACCUGCUGAAGAAGAGGCGCUCGCGGCUGCGGAACAGCAGCUCCUUCUCGGGGGACGACCCGGACGCGGGAGCUGCCGGAGCGGCGGCGGAAGUCGUGAGCCCUGACCCCAGCCCUGCCCCACAGCAGGCCCCUGGUGGAACUCCCCCAUCGGAGGAGCUACCCCCAAGCCCAGUGGAGGAGGCCGGGCUGCAACGGUUCCAGGACACAAGUCAGUAUGUGUGCGCAGAGCUACAGGCCCUGGAGCAGGAACAGAGGCAGAUAGAUGGGCGGGCGGCCGAGGUGGAGACGCAGCUGAGGAGCCUCAUGGAAUCAGGUGCCAACAGGCUGCAGGAGGAGGUACUGAUCCAGGAGUGGUUCACACUGGUCAACAAGAAGAACGCUCUCAUCCGGAGGCAGGACCAGCUGCAGCUGCUCAUCGAAGAGCAGGACUUGGAGCGGAGGUUCGAGCUGCUGAGCCGGGAGCUACGGGCCAUGUUGGCCAUUGAAGACUGGCUGAAAACGGCCGCGCAGCAGCACCGGGAGCAGCUCCUGCUGGAGGAGCUGGUGUCGCUGGUGAACCAGCGCGACGAGCUGGUCCGGAACCUGGACCAGAAGGAGCGGACCGCCCUGGAGGAGGACGAGCGCCUGGAGCGCGGCCUGGAGCAGCGGCGCCGCAAGCUGAGCCGGCAGCUGAGCCGGCGCGGACUCUGUGUGCUGAGUUGAGGCCGCGAGGGCCCAGACGUCUUCGCCCCUCCCGGUCCGUCCAGACCGCAGCUUUUCUCCCCGUCGCGCCCGGUCGCCGCUUUGGGCCUGCGCUCCGGAGGACCGGACCCUCCCAGAUGCCGCGCGUGGCCAGUAGGGGCCAUCGUCACCCUUUACCAGGAGGGGACGCGCGGCCCUUCAGGCCCCGACGGACAGGGGCGGCUGAGCGGCCGCGCCGCCCGGGCGUAUUUAUUAGUCCGUGUGAGUGUGUGUGCGUGUGUUCGUGGUGGGCUGGGGGGUCCCAGGCGCGCCCCCCAGAACCCCUCCCCGAGGGCAGGACCCGGCCGGCCAGCCCCGAGGGAGAGGGACGGCUCGUGAACUGCCGCGCCCGCGCCCUCCCCCCUCUUCCUGUUCCUCGCGAGCAAUAAAGUUAGAAAAGUCCAA